AUGGCACCGUCGGAGCAUCUGCAGCCAGAAGAGCAAGCAUGGCAAGCUAUCUUCGAUCGGCUUUGCGAGCGAUUCCCCGAUACAGGAGCAGCCAAAGUGGCUGCCAUCCUCCGAGAAAACAAUGGCCACGCAGGUCAGGCUGCAGCUGCCAUUCGGGAGCAGCAGCAGAUUCCCUCCGCCUGGCGCGAAAACCCCAAGCUGGUCACUACAGCUCUCUCCGGUCUGGUCAAGAAAACUGCCUGGCCUCAGGUGCUGGAGCUCGUGACGAGAUUAGAAGAGGUCGAGCUGAAGCCGGAUUCGAUACAUUUCAACACAGCAAUAGCAGCAGUAGCAAGGGCUGGCCACUGGACCAUGGCUUUCGAGAUGUUGAAGGCCAUGUUGGAGAGGGGCCUGCAACUAGAUGCUUUUUCGUAUUGCUCCACCAUCAGCGCAUGCGAGAAAGCAAGCGUUUGGAUCAUGGCCCUCGGUGUCCUGAAAGAGAUGAUAGAGUCCAAUCUUGGCCGAAGUACGAUUGCCUUCAGCUCUUCCAUCAGUGCUUGUGAGAAAAGCAACUGCUGGGAAGCGGCACUGCAACUCCUGGCAGCCAUGGCUUGCGACACAGUGCAGCGUAACACUAUUACUUUUAAUUCUGCGAUCACCGCAUGCAGCAGGGCACAGCGGUGGCAACUUGUCACGCAGCUGUUGCUGGACAUGUCUAAAGACCAGCUGCAACGGGACACAAUCACAUACAGUGCUGUUAUCAGUGCCUGCGAGAAAGCGAAACAGUGGCUGCUGGCCAUGGACUUUUUCCAGAAAAUGGAAGUUGCUCAGAUCCGCAAGAACACAGUGACGGUGAAUGCAAUGCUAAGUGCUUGUGGGAAAGGUUCCGCUUGGGGUAUUGCGCUGCAGAUCCUGCAGGAGAUGACGGUGCCGGCAACCCACAUUACGUACGCGAGCAUUCUCAGCACUUGUGGGCAGCAAGCCAAAUGGGAGCACACCCUCGCUAUGAUCAAGACAAUGGCUAGGUCGUGUUUCAUGGCAAACGGAGUGGAGGCAGGCUCCGCCAUAGCUGCUCUGCAAGGCGAAUUGGGAUUCGAGCGUGCUGCUGAUCUGCUCAAAGCUCUUCGAGGCGCAGAGCACUCCACUCGUGCUUACUUCGGCUCUAGCGGAUGGCAAGACAUUUUUGGAUGUGCUCGUCAUGGUGCCGAUUUCGGGCCAAUUGCCGAGAUGAGCGAAUACCGAGAAGACUUCGCAGCAAUGAGGAGCAGGCUGCCUAGACUGCCUUCAUUAACGCUGCUGUACCAGUCCGAUGGCCUCGUCGCUGUCUCCAAACCUGCCGGCUUCUCCACAGAAGAUGUACUCCGCUUCCUGUCUGCGAAGCUGAAGACCAGGAUAACACAAGUCUCCCGCUUGGACCGGCCCACAUCUGGCGUGCUGCUUGCAGCAGUUGGCAGCACAACUAGCCUCCAAGCAUGGUGGCUCUUGGCACAGUUUGCGGGGCGCCUCAUAUCCAAAAGCUACUUGUGUUUGUGCAUUGGUCUAGCACCAGCCGGAGCAGAAAGGGAAGUUUCAAGCCCACUGCUGACCACUCACUCUAAAUCUGCUGGAAACGGAUACAGCUGGACAGAGGUAUCUUCAGCCGGUCUGCCAUCAACGACUCGCUACAAGGUUUUGGCCACGUUCACAAGGCAGCAUCUGCUCGAAGAAGGUGUGGCCUGUGACUGGAAGGAGCAUGACGUUUACUGGGGCACGUUUGCACAGAACGCUGUUGCAGCGAGCAACGCCUCCGGGGAAGGCGGAAAGUCAAAGCGCAUUCGACAUUUGCGGUGGCUGGAUGCGGUCUGGACGAAGAGCCCCUCCGCGUCCGUGCUGACCUGCCUCUGCCACUGCGCCGAGCCCUUGAAAGUUUGUCAAUUCGCAGUGGCGCUGUGCCAGCUGAAGUUUGGAGCGAAAAUGGACCUUGGUGGCACUGGCAAGCGAGAGGUUGAUCCUGAUGACCAGGAGCACGUGAAGACACUCCUUACGAGUCCCGUCAUGUUUGCCGCGGUGUGCAAGGAGAAUUUUCGGAAAUUCGACGCCAAUGGUGACGGAGUGCUGAGCUGGUCGGAGGUUUUGCCCCUCGUGAACAGCCUUUACGAGAGUUUCGGCUUGCAGCCGCCACGCGAGGGCAACCUGCGCUCAUUUUUUGAUGCCACAGACCUGAACAAGGACGGCGUUCUGUCAGAGAAGGAGUUCAAGAAGUUCUUCGAGUGUUUUCUGCGCUAUGCAUUCUUUGAUGUUGUGCAGAAGGAUUCUGCAAACAACAAAGCACAAGGUGUCACGCACCAGCCUCUGACAUCCAAGCAGAAGGGUGAGGCGGUCGACAUCUUAGGAUGUGAAUGUCUGGCACUCAGGGAAGCAAAGGGGAUGCCGAAUGCAGACCUCCUGAAGGUCCUGAGAUUCCUGAAGUCGAUGAAGUGCUCCAACUCCCGUACGCAAGGAGAAGCCCCGAAUUCAACGACAGACUGGACAGCAGCGUUGGGGCAGGGGAAGUGGCUUGCAGCUCAAGCACUGCCAGCUGUCAUCAAGAAGCUUGCAUGGGCUACACCUCCGCAAAUCACAACUCAGGUGAAGGUACUUGAACAGUGGGUGAAAACCGACAGAGGCGCAGAGUUGUGUGCUUUGUCGAGUUGCUGCGCUGACUCCUGGCCGCAGGUUGGCUUCCAUUGCAUGACGCACGUGGCAAACCCCUUCUGCAGCCCGUGGUGGCUGAGCUCAAAGCAUCCGAGUGUAACCAUUCGAAGGAUUCCAUGGUGGUUUGUCACUGCAAGGAGGACCCUGAAGCUGCUCGGCGCGUCCCAGCAGGUCGGACACUGCCGUGAGUCGUCUCAAAAUCUUCUGGCUCCUGUCUGGACGAUACGAGGAGCUGCUGGGCCGGCUUUCACAGCCUGCAGGCCAAGCCCCCGGCACGACAUGAUGACCCGCUGGUUCUGGCUCAUCCAGACCAUGUUUCUUUGUGCAGAGGCGCGAGAAGAAGCCGAAAGAGGCCGAGUCCACGAAGCACUAACUGCAGCACUGCAAAGCGUAGCACGCAACCUUGGUGUUCUUGCGAGGCCGAUGCCUCGCAACCUGAUGGCCGACGCCUUGGUUCUGCCAAGUCGUUGGCGUUCUUCUGGAUGCUUGCAGCUAGGGCCCACUGGGUUCACUGGCACGACCAGUCGGCCAUAG
Symbiodinium sp. CCMP2592 is the source of this 3186-nucleotide messenger RNA. Lineage: Eukaryota; Dinophyceae; Suessiales; Symbiodiniaceae. The record is from the annotation of a GenBank genome assembly.